Messenger RNA from Miniopterus natalensis, 1114 nucleotides. The record is from RefSeq and is a predicted model, not a curated record. Lineage: Eukaryota; Metazoa; Chordata; Mammalia; Chiroptera; Miniopteridae.
GUGCGACUGAAAACUCUUCUACUUUUUAAUUACAGAAGGCCUUACGACCGGACAUGGGCUAUAACACGUUGGCCAACUUUCGAAUAGAGAAGAAAAUUGGUCGCGGGCAAUUUAGUGAAGUGUAUAGAGCAGCCUGUCUCCUGGAUGGAGUACCAGUAGCUUUAAAAAAGGUGCAGAUAUUUGACUUGAUGGAUGCCAAAGCCCGUGCUGACUGCAUCAAAGAAAUAGACCUGCUCAAGCAACUCAACCAUCCAAAUGUAAUUAAAUAUUAUGCAUCAUUCAUUGAGGACAAUGAACUCAACAUAGUUUUGGAAUUAGCCGAUGCUGGUGAUCUGUCCAGAAUGAUAAAGCAUUUUAAGAAGCAGAAGAGGCUGAUUCCGGAAAGGACCGUGUGGAAGUACUUUGUCCAGCUGUGCAGCGCCCUGGAGCACAUGCACUCCCGCCGGGUCAUGCACCGAGAUAUCAAACCAGCCAACGUGUUCAUCACGGCCACGGGGGUGGUCAAGCUUGGGGACCUGGGCCUCGGCCGCUUCUUCAGCUCCAAAACCACAGCUGCGCACUCUCUAGUGGGCACGCCUUACUACAUGUCCCCCGAGAGGAUACACGAGAACGGCUACAACUUCAAGUCCGACAUCUGGUCCCUGGGCUGCCUCCUCUACGAGAUGGCCGCCCUGCAGAGCCCCUUCUACGGCGACAAGAUGAACCUCUACUCGCUGUGCAAGAAGAUUGAGCAGUGCGACUACCCCCCGCUCCCUUCAGACCACUACUCGGAGGAACUACGGCAGCUGGUGAACAUGUGCAUCAACCCGGACCCCGAGAAGCGGCCGGACGUCACCUACGUGUACGACGUGGCCAAGAGGAUGCACGCGGGCACCGCCAGCAGCUGAGCCCGCGGGCACGACCGCGCCCGGUGUCUCCCUGCGGCCGCACCUCGAGCCUGUCCGGGCCUGCGAGGCGCCCCUCGGCUCACCUGCUCUGAACCCUUAACCAGUCUUCAUAUAAGCUUCAUUUUGUACCAGUUUUAGUCGCCUUCUUGCAAAACCCAGAUGACUUUGGAUUAAUCCGAUUGCAUGUUAGGGGAGUAAAUGGGACACGAUGGUUUUUAACGGCUAAA